Messenger RNA from Diospyros lotus (date-plum), 4849 nucleotides. Its product is annotated as regulator of nonsense transcripts 1 homolog. Gene Ontology annotation, biological process: nuclear-transcribed mRNA catabolic process, nonsense-mediated decay. The transcript is spliced from 29 exons. Gene Ontology annotation, cellular component: cytoplasm. Bases 236 to 4036 code for a protein of 1266 amino acids. Gene Ontology annotation, molecular function: hydrolase activity; DNA binding; zinc ion binding. The record is from RefSeq and is a predicted model, not a curated record. Lineage: Eukaryota; Viridiplantae; Streptophyta; Magnoliopsida; Ericales; Ebenaceae.
AAUCGUUCUCUCUCCUCCCUCUCUCUCUCUCUCUCUCUCUCUCUCUCUGUCUGUCUCACACACACUUUCUCUUUCUAAAAUUCUUUCUCUGCAUCCGCUUCUCGCCGGGUUCCAAGCCCUAACCCUCCUUAAAUCCGUCUCACGUUCGAACCCUAAUUUAUUCGCUUCCAGUCCAUAAACCCUAACCCUAAUUUCGUACACCUCGUAUAGAGUAUAAGCGCACUUCGGUUUCCUGAUGGAUUCUCAGGGAAACAACCUCUACGAGACGGCGUCGCAGCCGGACACCGCCACCGACGCCUACACCUUUCUCGAAUUCAACACGCAAGGCGACGAGGACGACUUCGAUUAUCCCCAAUUUCAGGAGCUCUCGCAACCAAUUCGGUCCUCAGUGUGGCCCACGCCUUCCGAUUCCGUGCCCGAUGAACGGGCUGAGAGGGCGUCGUCUGAUCACCAGUCGGAUGCUUCGCCGGUUUCUGCCGCUUCCGGUAGCGGCGCGAAGGGUCGGGGCGGCGGCGGGAGUAAUCAGGCGGCUGUCGAUGCGCUAGCAGCCGGGAUGAGCGGGUUGAACUUCGAGGAGACUGGGGAUGAUGAGAAUUAUGACUACGGAAAGGGGGAUUUCCCCGAGCACGCUUGUCGGUACUGCGGGGUGACCAAUCCGGCGUGUGUUGUGAGGUGCAACGUGCCGUCCUGCCGCAAGUGGUUCUGCAAUUCGCGGGGGAACACCUCGGGGUCACAUAUUGUUAAUCACCUGGUUCGAGCUAAGCACAAAGAAGUUUGUCUUCAUAAGGACAGUCCAUUGGGGGAAACAAUCCUAGAAUGCUACAACUGUGGUUGCCGGAAUGUUUUCCUUCUUGGAUUCAUCUCUGCCAAGACAGAAAGUGUUGUCGUUCUUCUGUGCAGGGAGCCUUGCCUUAGUGUCAAUGCAUUGAAGGACAUGAAUUGGGACUUGAGUCAGUGGUGCCCUCUUAUUGAUGAUAGAUGUUUUUUACCUUGGCUUGUUAAGGUUCCAUCUGAACAGGAGCAAUUGAGGGCACGCCAAAUCAGUGCUCAACAAAUAAAUAAAGUUGAAGAGCUCUGGAAGACAAACCCUGAUGCUACCCUAGAAGAUCUUGAGAAACCUGGUGUUGAUGAUGAGCCUCAGCCUGUUGCCUUGAAGUAUGAAGAUGCAUAUCAGUAUCAGAAUGUUUUUGCGCCACUUAUCAAGCUUGAAGCUGACUAUGACAAGAUGAUGAAAGAGUCUCAAAGCAAAGAUAAUGUCACUGUCCGUUGGGAUAUUGGUCUCAACAAAAAGCGUAUUGCAUAUUUUGUUUUCCCAAAGGAAGAUAAUGAGUUGCGUCUUGUACCUGGUGAUGAGUUGCGUCUACGUUAUUCAGGGGAUGCAGCUCAUCCUGCUUGGCAGUCUGUAGGACACGUGAUAAAAUUAACUGCACAAGAGGAGGUUGCUCUUGAGCUUCGUGCCAGCCAGGGAGUUCCUGUUGAUGUGAACCAUGGUUUUAGUGUUGAUUUCGUGUGGAAGAGCACAAGUUUUGAUAGGAUGCAAGGGGCAAUGAAAACUUUUGCUGUGGAUGAAACAAGUGUCAGUGGGUACAUUUAUCAUCACUUACUAGGUCAUGAAGUUGAGGUUCAGAUGGUCCGCAAUACAUUGCCUCGUCGGUUUGGUGCACCUGGCCUACCAGAGCUUAAUGCGUCUCAAGUUUUUGCUGUAAAAAGUGUCCUCCAGAAACCAAUAAGUUUGAUUCAAGGUCCACCUGGUACUGGGAAAACCGUGACUUCUGCAGCAAUUGUAUAUCAUAUGGCCAAACAAGGCCAGGGUCAGGUUCUCGUUUGUGCUCCCAGUAAUGUUGCUGUUGACCAGCUAGCUGAAAAGAUCAGUGCAACAGGACUGAAGGUUGUUAGGCUAUGUGCUAAAUCAAGGGAAGCUGUAAGUUCUCCUGUUGAGCAUUUAACUCUUCACUAUCAGGUUCGGCAUCUUGACACAUCUGAGAAGAGUGAACUCCACAAGUUACAGCAACUUAAAGAUGAGCAAGGAGAAUUAUCUAGCAGUGAUGAGAAAAAGUAUAAAGCUCUGAAGCGAGCAACGGAGAGGGAGAUAUCUCAGAGUGCUGAUGUCAUUUGUUGCACCUGUGUUGGUGCAGGCGAUCCUCGAUUGGCUAAUUUUAGGUUUCGUCAGGUUCUCAUCGACGAGUCUACCCAAGCAACGGAGCCAGAGUGCCUUAUUCCUUUGGUUCUUGGUGCAAAACAGGUGGUUCUUGUUGGUGACCAUUGCCAACUUGGUCCAGUCAUAAUGUGCAAGAAAGCAGCUCGUGCUGGAUUAGCCCAGUCUCUUUUUGAAAGGCUUGUGCUACUCGGUGUGAAACCAAUUAGAUUGCAGGUUCAAUAUCGUAUGCAUCCAGCUCUAUCAGAAUUUCCUUCUAACAGCUUCUAUGAAGGCACACUGCAAAAUGGGGUUACCAUUAAUGAAAGGCAGUCACCAGGCAUUGAUUUUCCCUGGCCUGUACCAAACCGUCCGAUGUUCUUCUAUGUUCAGAUGGGACAAGAGGAGAUAAGUGCUAGUGGCACGUCUUAUCUGAACCGGACAGAGGCUGCAAAUGUUGAAAAAAUUGUGACCACAUUUUUGAGGAGUGGUGUGGUUCCUAGUCAGAUUGGUGUUAUAACACCAUAUGAGGGACAACGAGCAUAUAUUGUAAACUAUAUGUCAAGGAAUGGUUCUCUCAGACAGCAACUUUACAAGGAAAUUGAGGUUGCCAGCGUUGAUUCCUUCCAAGGGAGGGAGAAAGAUUACAUCAUUUUGUCUUGCGUAAGAAGUAAUGAACAUCAGGGCAUUGGAUUUCUCAAUGAUCCACGAAGGCUUAAUGUUGCACUCACCCGUGCCCGUUAUGGUAUUGUCAUCUUGGGAAACCCUAAAGUUCUAAGUAAACAGCCACUGUGGAAUAGUUUGUUGACUCACUACAAGGAGCAUGAGUGCUUGGUGGAAGGGCCUCUGAAUAACUUAAAGCAGAGUAUGGUUCAGUUUCAGAAGCCUAAAAAGAUCUACAAUGACCGCAGACUUUUCUUUGGUGGUGGACCUGGAAUAGUCUCGGAAACUUUUGGAUCUGUUGCCUCAUCAAGCCCAAAUACUGAUAGGAGAAACAGUCGUUCCAGGGGUUCGUACAUGCCGCCUGGUCCACCCAAUGGUUCCCAUAAGCCUGGGGUACAUCCUGCUGGUUACCCAAUGCCUCGGGUUCCUCUUCCACCGUAUCAUGGUGCAUCCCCAUCCCAACCUUAUGCUAUUCCAACUCGUGGUGCUGUUCAUGGACCUGUUGGAGCUGUUCCUCAUGUUCCCCAACCUGGAAACCGUGGAUUUGGGGCUGGGCGUGGGAAUGUUGGUACUCCUAUUGGCAGUCAUCUUCCUCAUCAGCAAGGCUCCCAACAACCUAUUGGAAGUCUAGGAUCCAAUUUCAACUUUCCUCCUCUGGAGAAUCCAAAUAGUCAGCCAUCUGUUGGGGCACCAUUAUCUCAGCCUGGAUUUGUUUCUAAUAUGGCAGUUCAAGGACCAAGCCAGACAUUUCGUGAUGGAUUCUCCAUGGGAGGCAUGUCUCAGGAUUUCUUGGGUGAUGAUUUCAAAAGCCAGGGAUCACAUGUUCCAUACAACAUUGCAGACUUCUCCACACAGGCUUCUCAAAGUGGAUAUGCUGUUGAUUAUGCUACACAGGGAGCACAAGCUGGGUUCCCUGGAAGCUUUCUAAACCAGAAUUCUCAUGCUGGAUAUUCUCGCUUUGGUACUGGAAAUGAUUUCAUGUCUCAGGAUUACAUGGGUCAUGGGUCCCAGGGCCUGUUUACUCAGGUUGGAUUCACGGAUCCAUCCCAAGAUGAUGCUUCUCAAAGCCACUUUGGUGUUGCCAAUGCCAACCCACUUCAGUCUCAGGGGUUGAUGAAUCCGCUCUAUUCCCAACCAUUUGCCCACUACAACACACAGCCAAUGAACUUACAAGCUACACAGCAGCAGUCUCAGCCAGGCCAGAGCGCCCAAAACCAAAAGCUUCAUUACAAUGGUUGAGCAGUCACAAGGCUUAUAUCCAUAUGACGGGAUACUAGUCUCUGUGUCCAGCAACUACACUUGUGCUGUCAUUUUUCUGCCUUGAGAUACCGACUGGUUAACCAAUAAUUGAGGCUUAUGCAGUGUGGUGGCAUGUAGUCGAAAGAUGAUUCUGGCUGAUUGGAAUCAUAAAAUCUUGAGUUGGGGAGAAGGCUUAUUACGGGUCUCGGAGCAGACAUGGGCAGCACAUUUUAAGGCUGGAAAAGGAAGGACAUCCCAAUUAUCUUGUUACAUCAAAAUUAUCUUCUUGAAGUUUUCUAAUGUUGCUGAGAAGGUAAAGUCGAUUCUGGAAGAGAUCAUUACGUGCCAUGGUUUUGUCGGAAGGGGUUUGGGUUAUAGCGAGUCACGCAUGAUCAGUUGAUUGGGAGAAAAGCCAUGAUUCACAGAGGAGCUACUACUACUACUGCUACUGUACAGCAUGCUGAGGAAAGUUAUAGCCUUAAUUGCCCUUUCAUCUCUUCGUGACAUGUAAUUAUACUCUUUUAGGUAUAUUUAAUCAAUUCAUUAGAUAGAUGAAGAUGAUGACGUGUUUGUUGAUAGGGUAACAACUCUUUUGUGGGGGGCAAAUAUUGCAACCUUUUGAUAUGUGUGAAUUGUGAUAGAGGUUGUUUAAAAGUGAGACUAGUUUGCAUUAGAAAUGAUCUAAUCUGAUCCUGUCUUACUGGUUUGAGGCCUUUCCCUCUUCCAUUUCUUUUGUACUUGCUCUUGCAGCUGUUGCUGAAACUCGUAUGCAAGUUUGGCUCAGAAUGAAGAGGCGUGAAAAACUUGAGUUUA